This is a messenger RNA of Alligator mississippiensis (American alligator), 9565 nucleotides long. Its product is annotated as keratin, type II cytoskeletal 8. The transcript is spliced from 9 exons. NCBI's taxonomy places the organism in Eukaryota, Metazoa, Chordata, Crocodylia, Alligatoridae. Gene Ontology annotation, cellular component: keratin filament. Bases 7277 to 8644 code for a protein of 455 amino acids. The record is from RefSeq and is a predicted model, not a curated record.
GGUGGCUCAUCCAGGGAGUGGGAGGGCUGUCCACAUCCUUUUCUGUAGUGGGGAGCCUAAAACUGGAUGCGGGACUCCAGGUGAGGCCUCAACCGUGUUGAAUAGAGGGGAAGAAUUAGUUCCUUUGAUUUGCAAGUCGCUCUUCUGUUAAUACAGCCCAGGAUACUGUUGGCUUUUUCACAACAAGGGCACACUAUGCUUGGUUCCUAUUCACCUUAUGGCCCACCAAAACCCCUAGGUCCUCGUCUGCAGCACUGCAGCCUGGCCAGCCAUUCCCCAGGCUGUAUUUAUGUGGAAACACCAUGUAUCUGGGUCCUUGAAGGCAGUUUUCCUUAAGUAUUCCUGGAUAUAACUGUUUUUUUGGUGUGGUUUAGUACCCGCUGAGGUGUUGGGGCUUACAGCCCACCUUAUGGAAAUGGGGGGCUCCUCCCUAGCUUGCUUCUGCAGCCAUAGGGCUGAGGGCAGGCGAAACUUGGGGGCAUCCGAGACCCUCUGGGCUUGGGUCUGCAUGUAGGAUGCCUGCCGACAGACUUUGGAAGUAUCUGAAGCCCCUGGUGGGGAUGGAGGAUGUUUGUCGGGUGUAGGGCCACUUAUGGUUCCUAGAUUUGGACUUGAUUUGGCUGGGAACACGAAAAAUUUAUUAAAAAAAAAAAAUCGUGCAUGCGGUUAUUCUACCUAAAGCACAGGACUUUACACUUGUCCUUGUUGAAAAUCCGCUCACUGAUGGCAGACCAUUUCCCCAGGCUAUCCAUGUCCUUCUGGAUCCUAGCCCUACUACCCUCUGGAGUGUCUGCAAACCCACCCAUCUUGGUGUCAUCCCAAAAUUUGCUAAGUGUGUGCUUGAUCCCAUCAUUUACAUUAGUGAAGAUGCUGGACAUCACAGGGGAAAUCCUCUAUUGGCCCUUCUGCAGAAGGAGAGCUAAGUAGUGGGUGAGAUUCCUAGAAGAGCUCGGAGUUUAAGUUUCAUCUUGUUCUAGGAAUCAGUCCGCCCUCUACUUUUCUGUGCUCCUGCCCUCUGUCAUGGCAAAGGGAGGUAGAUGCAGAAGGUGGUUUUGGGGCAAUUGCAGGUGACCCAUCAGCUCCUCACAGAAUAGAGGCAUGGAUAAUAUAUUCCCUAAAGGGUCUUGGGUUUCUUCUAGCCUGGGGAUCUGAUUGCUCUCGACAAGCCCUUCAGCGGGGUGAAAUCCUGGGGGGAGAAGAGUUACAGAAGCUAAAUGAUGACCUUGGAGGAAGAUCAGCUGGGUGUGGCUUGUCCGUGGAGAAACUUCAGCUGGAAAUUAGACAACAGAAACUAGACAAUGCUAGGAGCAUGGGGAACAAGCAGGAGGAACUUGCACUCCUGCUUGCAAGGCAACAACUUUGACCUGGUUGGGCUAAGUGCAACCUGGUGGGACCUUACUCGCAGGUGGGCAGUGGGUGUUGAAAGUUGUAGGUUGCACAGAUGGGAUAGAACGGGGAAAAAGGGUAGGGGGUGUUGCUCUUUAUGUUAAGGAACAAUAUACAUCUUCUAUAAUCAAGAUGGGAUCAGGGGAGGGCCAAACAGGUACUGUGGGUUAGGAUACAAGGGGGUUGAGGGGAAAGAGACUUGGUAGUGGGGGGUCUACUAUAGACCGCUACACCAGGAGGAUGAGCAAGACCUGUAAUUCUCUGGGCAGCUCUCAGAGGCUGUAUGGUCAAGACAUACUAUUGUCAUGGGUGACCUAAACUACCUGGAUAUCUGUUGGGAGGAGCAGUCAGUCAAAUCUAACCGCUCACUUAGGUUCUUAACCUGAAUAUAGGACCUCCACCUAACGCAGGAGGUAUACGGUGCCAUUAGGGGGAACAUCUUGCUGGAUUUUGUGCGGGCUACGAGAGAUGACCUGGUGGGGGAUCUGCAGGUACAAGGCAACCUAGGGAAUAGUGACCAUCAAUUGAUUGAAUUCACUAUCCGGGGAAGGGUAGGAAAAGUGACCAGCAGGGCAGAAGUGCUAGACUUCAGAAAGGCUGACUUCAGUGUGCUCAGGAGAUUAGUUAGCGGGGUAUUAAAGCUCAGGGGCGGGCAGCAGGGAAUAGGAGAUGCUCUGUUCACCAGAGCAUCCCUUGAAAUAAGCAGAAACAAUGGCCACAAGCUGAUGGAGCACAGAUUUAGGUUGGACAUCAGAAGGAACUUCUUCACGGUGAGGGUCGCCAGAAUCUGGAACGGGCUCCCAAGGGAGGUGGUGCUCUCCCCUACCUUGGGGGUCCGCAAGAGGAGACUGGACAAGCACCUGGCUGGGGUCACAUGACCCCAGCACUUUUUCAGGGGGUCAGACUCAAUGAUCCUUUGAGGUCUUUUCCGUCCCUAGCAUCUAUGAAUCUAUGAACAGCUUGUAACCACAAAAAGGAAAAGGUUCUUGACAGCACAUCUGGUUUAGGAUGGAGUUUGGCACAUUGGCGAAGGGGAUUAAACAAUGUGAUACGGAGACUAGCUUCAAUACCCAGGAGGUCCCUUCUGGUUCUGUGUCCUAGUGUUCAGACACAAGGAAUAAGAUCCCAUCAGAUAGAUGCUAUUCUGCUGUAGACAUCAACGGUAGGGAGCCUGGUGGGAUUGGACAGUGGUUCUCAACUGUUUUAGAUUCAAUGCAACCCUCAUUAGAUUCAAUGCACUCCUCGUUGGACUUGAGGCACCCCUUGGAGAAUGCCAGCUGUUAGUUCUCUCUCCUUUUUUGACUACAGAAAAAUAAUAGAGCCAUUCUUCUGUUGCAAAGAACUCAGGGCCGAAUAGCUUUCAUACUAUGAUUUCCUAUUUGAAACCUCUGGGUUUGUCUUGUGAAUCAUGUUUGCACACCGAACAGUGAUGACAUUGCAUAGCUCAUGGCAGCCUUGAAAGGAUUUCAAGGCACACUGCUGAGAUAGGGGCUUUACUGUCAGCCUUUGGACUCGAGGUCUCACUUAGAGUGAUCGGGGGACUGUUUUGCAGUAAGUCUAUAUGCCCAAUUAAUAUCUCAGUCUCCCCAGGUUACAUGUGGAAUAGGCUGACUUUUAUGUCGAGCUGGCAGGGGAGCAAGCUGUGGAUACGCUACAAGUGGGGUGGGGUGGAGUGGGCCAUCAGGGACUGAGGGGGCCUUCACCUAAGGAAGGAGACCCUAGUAACUGGAGAUGAAGUUUAGAAUAGCCCCCUGGAGCCGGGAUCAAACAGGAGUGCUGCUUCAGGGGCAUCUCCCUGCUGGUGUCCUGAGUGCCACUGCUCUUCCCUGAAGCCUGGCCAUGCUACACAGGCAGCAAGGAGGGAGCCAGGAGGAGCAGCUGGAUCCCAGGACAACAAGUGGUCAGUGGGGCAUGACUCAGGGAGCAGGACAUGGCCAACUGCCCCAUUAGUGCUCAUGAUAAAUGGAGGAUGGCCAGCUGUGGGCUGUGGCCAGACCCUGGGAAAACCUCUUCCGCUGUUAACUGUCAUCCAGAUGUUCCUAAAAUGAUUUGGGCUCUGUGUCCUCUAACUCAGGGGUGCUCAACUCCUGGCCUUGGGAUAGAUCUGGUCCCUGGCACCAUGUCAUCUGGCCUGCAGGCCUCCUCACACAUCCAUGGGUAGGGUGAUCGUAUGUCUCAGUUUGGCUAGGACAGUCCCGGAUUUCGUCGGCUGGUCCUGGCCAGUUGGUGAAGAUUAAAAUGAGUGCCCUGGAAUUGCAGGGUGCAGGGCGCAGCCUGGUGGGUGCACCCCUGCCUGCUGGCCUCUUCCACUGCCUGCAGCAGUACCACUGAUUUGGGGGCAGGGGGUAGUGUCCUGGAUACCCUGGAUUUCCUUAUGGUCACCCUAUCUACGGGGAGCCCCGUAAGCCGUGGGCUGGCACGCCUGAUCAGGUGCACAGGGCAGUGGGGAGCCUGGUCCUGGCAGGUGGGGCUGGGCAGGGGUGGUGUGGGGCCCUAGAACCUGAUUGUGGCAUACGGGGCUGGGCAAAGGUGGCACGGGGCCCUGGGCUGGGUCCAAUCCAGCCCCUGGACUGGUUCUGUACCCCUCAAGUGGUUAAGCACCACUCCUCCUCCUAAAUCCCAAUCUGAUUAACCCCAUGGGGCUUGACGUUUGCAGAGGCGACCCUUUGCCCUCUCACCUGGCGGUCAUUUUAGUUUGCCCAGGUUUCUGGGCGAGGGAUCAAUCCUGUUUUUACUCUAGCUCGUUAGUAGGACUCUCCAGAAAAUGAACCUGCCCUUGCCCCUGUCAGCCAGCUCCUGCCAGCCAGCACGAAAUAUCAGGUCCGAAUGUCACAGUUGCCUCGGGCCGACAUCCAAACCGUGCCUUGCAAUAGGGAUCUGCUGCCUUCUCGUUCCCCCCUGAGGGUGCACACAUGUCACUUACUGGGCCAUAUGCUGGGUUUGCUCUGCCGUAAAGGUGCAGCAGGCAUCUGACACGCAGCCCGACUCACUCUGAUCCCAGGAAGUUACUCCCUGAAAGCCACGAUGGCUGUAACUACACAUAGUAGAGCUACUACGUACACCAACUUCUUGUGUCUUCUUCCUUGGUUACUAUCAUCCCCCUUUGUACUUUGCCAACUGGUUCCUGGCACCUAGAGCUCAGGUGCUGUAAUAACAACCCACCAAUUUGACUGUCAGUCUUGUGUCCACACCUUUUUACAGCAUAAAUUUAUUGCAGAUUAACAUGUAGGUUAACUACUUUCUAGUAAUUAAGAUAUCUGUCCAUGCCCUGUCCAGGUCUCGUAUGAUAUUUCCUGGCUCCAUUAUGGUCUAAUCCAAAUUGCAUUGAUGUGUACUAUAAGAUUUCCCCUCUUUUCAUCUAUUGUGGUUACAAUUUGUAUGCUAUUUCACUUAUGGCCACAGGGACAGAUCAGAGUCCUGCUCUACUAAGGUACAGUACAAGCCUAAUUAAAGAUAUGUCCCAAGUAAUCAGCAGUCUAACUACAGUAAUAGCUGGUUGGAAAAGAAUGAUUUUAAUCCCUGACAAAACUCACAAAGAAAACAUUUUCAUAUCUAUCAACAUUUUAAAUAAUGAGCUGAGUUGAAACGUGGGCUUUUUGGAAAUCACAAACCGAGAACUAUCAGCCGGAAGCAGGAAUAAGAAAAGGCUUUUUUGGCUUUUUUUAAAAAACAGAACCCUGCUUAAAAUUUCAACAAAGCCAGACAUUUCCCCUUGAAAUGUCCUUGUCCCUCAAAACAUUUUAUCCUUCAAAACAUAUUCUGAAUGAAAAACUCCAAGCAAGUCUAAGCAAGACCCUAGAUCCAGUCUGUCCCCUAGAUAAGAGGCUAAUUGAAAUCCAGGGAAAUCUGAUCUAAUCCAGAUAAAUAUUUUAACCUUAGAGAUCAAGAUACCGAUCAUUUUUAUGGCAGGUUUGAACGUAUCAUGGAGAAUUAGCUAGAAUUAGACCCUAUGUGAAGAUUUGCACAUAAAGAGGCUCAGGUUUUUCACUUCCCAUUGUCAGUCAGUGCAAACUGUGGGUUAAAGUUCUGUGGCUAUCAAAGAUACCAUUGGAAUAAAAGCAGAUAAAAGCAGCGCACCCACAUUUAAGACAGUUCAGGAAAUGAUAGUGCUGGGCACAGCUUUCAUGGAUCAGUGCCUUGGACAGAGGGUGCAGUGCGGGAGUUGCUGGAGAUCAGGGUUGAGGAAUGAAAGCAGGGAGGGGUGGAGCAGUGGAGGCAGUAUCCAACCUGCUGAGUCAAAGAAAUAUGUGUGGCCUGCAAAGGGCUGCAGCAGAAUACUUUUCAGAAGGAGCAGGGUGUGUCUCUGAGUUACAGUCUAGCCCCUGCUGUGACCUUGGAAGAUGAACUGGUAGGAAAUAAUCUUGAAGACAAAGGUUAAUCCAGAAUAAAUAUGAGCUACAUGAUCAGAGGGAUAAGAGCACUGACUCUGCUGUUUCCUAACCCAAGCUGAAUCACCUUCAAUGACUCCAGCUCACUGAAAUCCAUGGAUUCUUUCCACUGAACACAGUAGGCUCUGGAGCCAACCCUCUAGAGCACUCCUUCAUCUUUCUCUUCUCUUUUUUAUUAGAGAUCUUUAUGUUGCAUCCAAUAUAGUCCAUGGUGGCCACAUCCUUAAAUACUUUUAAAAGACACUUUUAAAACAGAGGCUGCUGCAGGGAGGUACCUGCUAUUAUAUCCCCCUUGCAGGUAGAAAAGGCUGUUGAUGGAGUGGAGUGGUAAUAUCUCUUCCAGAUAGGCGGGACUGACAUUCCUUCUUCGCCCCCACCUCCCUUUGCUCCCAUGUUAAGAUAAAUUAGGUUAUUAAACACAGCAAGUAGGCAGGCAGAAGUGGAUUGAUUAACAUUAAUCAAAUGAUUCCUUUCCGUGAGCAACAUUUCUGGGAUUUCCCAGGAGAUAAGGACAAAGCCACUUGAUAGUUGCUGGUUUUUCUGUUGGUAAAAGAUGGCUCAUUAGAUAGAGCUAAUUACACCAGUAUGGGGACUUGGCUUUGUCCAGGACUUGCAGGAGACAGCCAAACAAUGCAACAAGAAAAACAGCAGUGAAGUUCCCAGUUGGGCAUCCAUGUCUUCUUUCCAGCUUGUUUUCUGGCUUCAUCUCUCACAGAUCAUCUGUAAGGGCUGAUGCCAGUGUGAGUCUGACAGGGGUGGCUCACUCUAGACACAUCCUGUACAUACAUUAUUCCUCUAAAGCAUCUCCUAUUUGCCACACAGGAUGCUGGGCUAGAUGGACCAUUGGUCUGACAUUGGGCCAUUGGUAUGAUACUGCUUAUGUUCUUAUGCACAAUAAGAAGCUAAACACAAAACUGCAAGAUCAUUUGGAUCCAAAAAACAAACACUUUGGCUAAAAAACAGGCAGAUUUUUAUUUUUAAAAUACCAUCCAUUAAUAACCAAAAAGGCAUGACCAGUUUUACCAUAUGGUCCUGUUACACAAGCACCCCUCCCCAAACGUGCCAUGAGCUAUUUAGAUGAAAAUGAAAGCUUUCUACCAGAAGACCAUCUUAAUUGAAAAGCCCAUUGUUCAGCCCUCACUUCUAAAAAUGGUUCGACCCCAAGUGUAACCAGCUCUGGUAAUCAGCCCUGUAGGGGUUUGCAGUGAUUAUUUUCAAAUGCUGGUAUGCAGGAUGGAAGUGAAAAGUAUGCUCCCUACUAGCCAUGGAGGGGUUAAGUAGGUGGGGUUUAUGUCGAGGAAGUGCCUGAUGGAUCUUGGGUUCGCUGAAGUUCUGCCUUUCUGCAAUUCAGCCACUCACACGCUUCAGACACCUGUCCCCAUCUCCACCUCCCCACCUGGCUGCACCAUAUAUAAACCCACAUACACCCCAUGUAAUCCACAGUCUUCAGAGCCCUUUGACUGGUCAACAGACCAGCCUUGCCCUCUGCCUGUUGUGCUGACAUGUCUUUCUUCCCCACCAGCAAGGGCCAGGCAAGUUAUCCCUCCUUCAGCAGCUUUACCUACACCUCUCCUAGCACCCGCAGGAUCACCAACCCCAUCUCUGUCAUGAUGAGAAAGAAAGACCAUGGUAAUUUGGGAUUGGGGUACAAACGCUUCUCGUGGGACGACCAGGCUAUUGUGAAGAUCAACCAGAACCUGCUGGACCCCAUUGAGUCUGGGCUUGACCCCACUUACCAUCAGGAAAAGUUAAAGGAGAAGGAGGACCUCAAGGCCCUCAACAAUCAAUUUAUCCACCUCAUUGAAAGGGUCAGCUCACUGGAGCAGCACAAAACGGUGCUGGAGACCAAAUGUAGCAUCUUGAAGAGCCAGAAAGCAACCCCUGCACGCACGGAGAACCUGUUCAAGACAUAUAUCAGCCAACUGAAAAAGCGUCUGGAGGACCUAGGGCAGAUGAAAGGCAAGCUGCAUCUGGAGCUGCAUAAAACCCAGGAUAUUAUGGACAAAAACAAGCAGAAGUACGAAGAGGAGUUCAACCUUCGCAAUGAGAAGGAGAAUGAUUUUCUCCUGAUGAAGAAGGAGGUGGAUGAGGCCUAUAUCUCCGAGAAGGAACUGGAGGGCAAGCUGGACAGGCUGAGAGACGAGCUUGAAUUCCUGAAGAACUUUUACGACCAGGAGAUGCAUGAGCUCCAGACCGAGGUUCAUAUGUACAAGGAGAGUGUGGUCAUCUCCAUGCCUAAGCAGCCCAGCCUGGAGGUGGACAGCAUCGUUUCCGAGGCCCAGAGCCAGUAUGAGAAGAUGGCUGAGAGGAGCCGCGAGGAGGCUGAGAAGGCCUACAGGGACAGGCACAACAAGCUCAAGGACGCCAUGGGCAGGCGUGGGGAAGAGCUCCAGACCACGAAGACAGAGAUCAACGACUUGACCAGGAAGAGCCUGCACAUUCAGCUGGAGAUUCAGAAUCUGAAAGAGCAGUGCAAUAAGCUGAAGGAGGACAUUGCCAAUGCUGAUGACCGGUACAAGUUUCCCAUUGAGGAGGCCAAAAAUAAACUGCAUAUGCUGGAGAACGCCAUACAGCAGGCCCGGCAGGACAUGGCGCACCAUCUGCGCGAGUAUCAGGAGCUGUUGAACGCCAAGCUGGGGCUGGACAUUGAGAUUGUUACCUACCGGAAGCUGCUGGAGGGCGAGGAGGGCAGGCUGGAGUCCGGGAUGCAGAACCUGUCCAUUCAUCGCAAGUUUCACCACCAUCAUGUCUUCCACUUAGCGGGAAACAAAAUGGCUGCUAUCAUCGCCUCAGCCCUGCAGGCAGAGAUGGGAUUAAAGAUGCUGGGCUGCACUUUUCGAAUGAGUAAUAUAUCCAUAGUGUUGACAUGAUGUUGCAGCCAUGAUGGCCCAGGAAAUAUGUGAGUGAAAGGAUUUUACUGGGUGAUAUUCUUUAUUGAACCAGCUGCAUGGUUGGGAUAGACAAGCUGUUGAAUACAAGCCUGAAGAGGAAUUCACAAGCAUGUCUAAAAUUGUGUAUGUUUAAAUGUCGGGCUGUAUUUUACUUUGAAUUGCAAAGAAGACAUUUAAAUUGCGGAAAAAACCCCACGUACAUGAAAACUGUAACGCAGUUAAAUCACAAAAAAGGGCAAAUUUCGUCAUGUGUACAAGCGCCUUAAUAUUUUAAUAGAAAAAGGACUACUAGGGGAUAAUCCAGAUCCACAUCUGCUUGCAAAUCUAUUUAUGGUUCUCCAGCAUCUACUGCUUAGACACAUUUUUCCUAUGUAGUUUAAAAUCAUUGCUACUAUACAUUCUCUUUUCUGGUGACUGAUUGUUACAUAUUUUGCUUUUGCUUUUUUUUUGACCAAGAAUACCCCAAGACUCUUAAUUCACCCAGGUUGGCCGUGCACCCUCAAUUGCAAAAGGAGUAUUUGGGAAGUUAAGUCAAUGUUUUUCUAAGUAGAAAGUUGAUUUAUGGGGUAAUCCCUGGGCGUGGUUGCAAGUUUGUAGAAGUCAGGGUAUUACAUGAAUUUGCUCAAACAAUUGCCUGCCAAGGGGCUUAGAAAAUGAAUGGUGUGGCAAAAUAUGUUGAGGAACUUGUAAGGAUUUGUCAGCAACAUAAGAACCAAAGGAGAUCUGUUCUGGGUUGACAGGGCUGAAACACAGGCAGCUGGGGGUGAAGGAGAGUUCUCACCACCUAUAAUAACAUAACUGGGCUUUUUUUUAGCUUUUUGGGGUGUGUUGAAGGGAAGGUCAUUUUAGCAAGGGGAGGGGGAGGGGUGGGCAGGCUGCCAGGCACACCUAAACCCACAA